Copidosoma floridanum is the source of this 2666-nucleotide messenger RNA. RefSeq names its product Protein O-mannosyl-transferase 2 (gene twisted). The record is from RefSeq and is a predicted model, not a curated record. Gene Ontology annotation, biological process: protein O-linked glycosylation via mannose. Gene Ontology annotation, molecular function: dolichyl-phosphate-mannose-protein mannosyltransferase activity. Lineage: Eukaryota; Metazoa; Arthropoda; Insecta; Hymenoptera; Encyrtidae. Gene Ontology annotation, cellular component: membrane; endoplasmic reticulum.
UUAAUCUCACAUCAUUCCUUGGAAGAUGUUCAUGAAAAAACGAUAUAGUAUGAAUAAACAAUUUACUUGAUUCGGUAAUCAUACGAAAUUACAGUUAUCCGUGUUGCUGCUUACAAUUGACUCCCUUCUCUUCUACUUCUUUGCGUGGUUAUACUUAAGUAAAAAAAAUGAUACUGAAGAUGAAGACGUGUCCCUUUCUCCUGCACGGGCUUUGACGUUAAAUAGUGUUUCACUCGAAUUGAAAUAUGUUUUGUAAAGACAUACAAGUUUAGUUGAUUUUUUUUAAAUAUGGCAAAAGAAAGCGGCGGUGAUAUAGUUGCCGAGAAAAAAAACAAUGUUGCCAAAAAAUCAUUUAAAAAAGCAAAUAAAAAAUCCGAAGAUGACGAAGAAGCCAAAGAUACAAAGUGGUGGUUAUGUUUUGGAUUCAUUAUUUUUGUAACUGCUGCAACAAGAUUUUAUAGGGUUACUGAACCUGCUCAUGUCUGCUGGGAUGAGACUCAUUUUGGUAAGAUGGGAAGCUGGUACAUCAAUAGGACUUUCUUUUUUGAUGUUCAUCCACCUUUGGGAAAGAUGCUUAUUGCACUAUCAGGAUAUUUAACAGGGUAUGAUGGUAAAUUUCCAUUUGAAAAACCUGGAGAUAAAUACGAGAAUACUAAUUAUAUUGGAAUGAGAGUUUUUUGUACAUUUCUGGGUGCAACAAUUGUGCCAUUGUCUUUUUUAACUGUGUGGGAAUUGAGUAAAUCAACAAGAGCUGCUUUUCUUUCAGCUAGUUUAGUCUUGUGUGAUGUUGGUCUACUGACUCUUAAUCAGUACAUCCUCCUGGAUCCUAUACUUUUGUCUUUUAUGAUGUGUGCAACUUAUGGCAUGACACGAGUAGGUUCCCUACAUGAAUGUCCAUUUACAUUUUCCUGGUGGGCAUGGUUAGCUUUUACAGGAGUGUCUCUUGCCUGCACAAUGAGUGUUAAAUUUGUUGGCUUGUUUGUUGUCUUGUUAGUUGGUCUAUAUACAAUUUACGAAUUAUGGAGAGAAUUGGGAAAUUUGAAUCAAUCAAUUGUGACUGUUGGAAAGCAUUUGUUAGCUAGGACUGUUUGUCUUAUAAUACUGCCCAUUUUCUUAUACAUGUCCUUUUUCUACAUUCAUCUUACCAUUUUAAACAAAAGUGGGAGUGGAGAUGGAUUUUAUAGUUCAGAAUUUCAAUCUUUAUUGGAAGGUAAUUCUUUACAUAAUGCUUCGAUGCCUCGUCAUUUAGCAUAUGGAGCAAAAAUUACUUUAAAAAAUCACAGAACUGGAGGUGGAUAUUUGCAUUCACAUUGGCACCUCUAUCCCGAAGGCGUUGGAGCCAGGCAACAACAGAUAACAACUUAUUCUCAUAAAGAUGAUAACAACUUAUGGAUUGUAAAAAAAUAUGACUCUGAUGAGAUACCAUCCGAGUCGGAGUUAGUAAAACAUGGUGAUCUUAUUCGACUAGAGCAUGUCAUUACUGGAAGAAAUUUACAUUCUCAUAAAGAGCUGGCGCCAAUAUCAAAGAAACAUUUUCAAGUUACUGGUUACGGAGAGAAUGGAACUGGUGAUGCUAAUGACGUUUGGAAAAUUGUCAUCCAAGGUGGCAAUAAUGGAGAUAUCGUUGAAACUGUAACCAGUAAAUUAAAAUUUGUUCAUUAUCUACACCAUUGUGUUUUAACGUGUAGUGGUAAAACCUUACCUAAAUGGGCAUACAGCCAGCAAGAGGUUUCUUGCAAUCCAAACGUGAGGGAUAAAAAUGCUCUUUGGAAUAUUGAGGAUAACAAUUAUGCCAAACUUCCAAACGUUAGUUUUCAAGUGUAUGCACCUAGUUUUUUAAAAAGAUUCUUGGAAUCUCACGCAGUAAUGUUACAGGGUAACUCUGACUUAAAAGUUAAGGAAGGUGAAGUUUCUUCCAAACCUUGGCAGUGGCCCAUCAACUACCGAGGACAGUUUUUUUCCGGCAACAACCAAAGAAUUUACCUUCUUGGCAACCCGGUGAUUUGGUGGGGUAACAUAGUAUUUCUGGUAAUAUUCACGACGGUGUACAUCAAUGCGGCUGUACGCGAGAAACGUGGCUGUAAAGAUGAUCCGGCUCUGAUUGAGCAGAGAAAAACCAUCACUUAUGCAGGAAGCUGGCUAUUCGUUGGCUGGUUGCUGCAUUACGUGCCGUUUUGGGCCAUGACUCGAAUUUUAUAUUUCCAUCAUUAUUUUCCGGCUCUGAUUUACAGUUCAAUGUUGACUGGAACUACAAUAGACUACAUCUUGAGUAAUAUUACGUUAUUGCUGCCCGAUAGAAUCGGCAAAACGCUUUAUCAUGUUGUACUUGGGGCUUUCAUCCAUUCUAUAGUUUAUAGCUUUUAUCUGUUUUCUCCAUUGUCAUAUGGAAUGGAGGGACCAUCGGCAAGUGAUCCACAGAGUCGCAUGCAUUCUUUGCGCUGGUUAGAGUCCUGGGAAUUCUGAAAGAUGGUGUACUUACGAUUGAUCCAUCCUGGAGUAUUAUUUAUAAAAAUGGUGUACUUAUGAUUCGUCCAUUGCGGAGUAUUAUUUAUGAGAUUUUUUUAUACAUGACUUUACAAUUUUUUAACACAAAGUGCAAUUAUUUAUUACAUAUCUACAUGUAUUUAUUGACAAUUUAAUACUUAAUUAAGUAGACGCGAAUAUUU